UGUAUUGCAGAUCUGGAGUGGAGCGCUGUAAAUACAACUAGUGAUGAAGGGGAUAAAACGUUAACUGAUGUGUCAGAUCAAGAGGGAUUUUAUGAGCAGUUAGCUGAUUUUGACUACCCCAAUGAUGACAACGCCACCUCGGAACUGCGGAGGAGCACUGUAAAUACAACUAGCGAUGAAGGGGAUAAAACAUUAUCUGAUGUGUCCACUUCUACAAAACUUACCCAAAAGCCACAUCGUCCUUUCUAUCCUUAUCAUAUCUUUCCACCGCUCUCUGUUGAUGUCUGAAAUAAAGUGAAAUAGCAUUUAACCCUCGAAGAAGGAACAUAAACAGGUCUCUGUCUUGAGGUUGACCGAGUUGUGAGCAGCCCUGAAUCUGCAGUGGAGCACUGUAGAAACAACUAGCGAUGAAGGGGAUAAAAAGUUGUCUGAUAUGUCAGAUCAAGAGGGAUUUUAUGAGCAGUUAGCUGAUUUUGACUACCCCAUUGACGACGAUGCCGUCUCUGAUCUGCAGAGGAGCGCUGUAGAAACAACUAGCGAUGAAGGGGAGGAAACAUUGUCUGAUAUGUCAGAUCAAGAGGGAUUUUAUGAGCAGUUAUCUGAUUUUGACUACCCCAAUGAUGACAACGCCGUCUCUGAUCUGCAGAGGAGCGCUGUAAUACAAUCACGAUUAGUAAGCUCAUCUGAUGUCUGGGAUGCAAUAUCUCCAAAGCUGAGGUGUGGGGAUGAUUUUAUGAAGUUGCAACUCCUUGGUUCAGAUGUGGACCAUGUUGAUCUUUGUCGAGGUAGUUCUGCACCUGUUCCUCUUGGCCAUUUGCCACCUGAUUGUGGACACACUUCACCCACUCAUGGAGGUCUUGUUUUUGAGACACCCUAUGAUGGAUGUGGUGUUGCACAACAGGGAGGGAAUUAUGUCAUGCAGAUGCUAUUGCAGGGAAACCCUGUGGUCAUUUCUUGCCCCAUGACUCCAUCUGUUGUGAACAUGACCACGUCUGGAUAUCAGCCUCCUAGAUUUAUUCUUUUCAACUCGUUUACUCCUGGAAGCCAGAAACCACAACCUCCUGGUUACGCCAACAUGUUUUGGCAAUACUAUUACCCUCCUCACCAUCGUGGCAGGCCAAAACCAGACCCAACAUCAGCUCCAACCACCACAUCAGCCGUUGUCUAUGAACCGACUCAGAAACCUCGACCUCCUGGUUACCCAAAUAUGUUUUGGCCAUACUAUUACCCUCAUUACAAUUAUCACGGCAGGCCGAAGCCCACCUACAAACCGGUUCUAACAUCAGCUCCGACCACCACACCAGCAGUUGCUGAUACACCGACCCAAAAACCGCAACUUCCUGCAAACCCCCAUCUGUUUUGGCCAUACUACUGCCCUCGAAACCCAAUGCAACCUCCCAAACCUCAAAGCCCCACCGUCCCACCUAUAACCAUCCCCCCUCAACCCUGUACCAACCCUUCAGACAUACAGCCUUAUGUUGAGCCUCGCAAGUUCUCUUCUGUGCUUUAUGAAAAAUACCCCUUUGCACAUCAAUAUGUAGACUGGUUUGAACAUGAUCCCUAGUCUUUCCCAUUUAAAUUAUCACGUGAUGGCUGAGAACAGUUAUUCUCAAUCAGGGAGUGACUGGAAAGCUGUUAAGGACCUGCAGGAUGUCACUGUGUGUCUCCUGACCCCACCCUUUUAUCAAAUGCUAUGGAAUAUAACCUGCCCCAGCGAUGCGAAUGCUGUAUCACGGCUGGUCUCAAGGGUGUAGCUCCGAC
Molecule: messenger RNA, 1761 nt
Organism: Triplophysa rosa
Lineage: Eukaryota; Metazoa; Chordata; Actinopteri; Cypriniformes; Nemacheilidae
Exons: 11
Coding region: 434-1564 (376 amino acids)
Source: RefSeq, a predicted model, not a curated record